CAAAGGCUAACGAGUUACUUUCUUACGUUAAUUAGUUAUGAAGCCCUCCCUUCAAACUAUGGCUUAGGCCAAAACAUGCUUGCGGGUGCCUUUGCGGGAAUCGCGGAGCACUCUGUGAUGUACCCCGUUGACUUGCUCAAGACCCGCAUGCAAGUUCUGCACCCAUCCACCGGCGGUCUCUACACAGGGUUGACCAACGCGGUUUCCACCAUUUACCGGAUUGAGGGAUGGCGCACUCUAUGGAAGGGUGUUUCCAGUGUCAUUGUUGGUGCUGGACCGGCACACGCGGUGUACUUCGGUACAUAUGAGCUGGUGAAGGAUAUGGCUGGUGGUAAUGUGGACGGAGGGCAUCAUCCUCUUGCUGCUGCUUUGAGUGGAGCUUCGGCGACCAUUGCCAGCGAUGCAUUGAUGAACCCAUUUGACGUCAUCAAGCAGCGUAUGCAGGUCCACGGUUCGGUACACAAGAGCUUGAUGCAGUGCGCUAAGACACUCUAUCGCACUGAGGGUCUCCAAGCCUUCUACGUCUCCUAUCCUACAACCCUUUGCAUGACUGUCCCCUUCACAGCCACCCAAUUCGUCGCCUACGAGUCCAUUUCGAAGGUGAUGAACCCUAAGAACGAAUACGACCCCUUCACGCAUUGUAUGGCUGGUGGUCUUGCUGGUGCAUUCGCUGCGGCUAUCACAACACCGCUGGAUGUCGUAAAGACCCUUCUUCAGACCCGUGGUCUUGCCCAGAACGAGGAAAUCCGUAGCGCCAAGGGCCUGGUUAAUGCGGCUACAAUCAUCAAGCGCCAGUUCGGCUGGGGUGGAUUCCUGCGCGGCAUGCGCCCCCGUAUUAUCUCCACGAUGCCCAGUACUGCGAUCUGCUGGACAUCUUAUGAGAUGGCCAAGGCCUACUUCAAGAACCUCGAUUAA
This is a messenger RNA of Penicillium angulare, 915 nucleotides long. It is a transcript of the gene mrsA, whose product is annotated as putative mitochondrial carrier protein. Gene Ontology annotation, molecular function: ferrous iron transmembrane transporter activity. The annotation marks the transcript as partial. The record is from RefSeq and is a predicted model, not a curated record. Lineage: Eukaryota; Fungi; Ascomycota; Eurotiomycetes; Eurotiales; Aspergillaceae. The transcript has 7 exons. Gene Ontology annotation, biological process: iron import into the mitochondrion. Gene Ontology annotation, cellular component: mitochondrial membrane.